Zea mays is the source of this 1429-nucleotide messenger RNA. Its product is annotated as peroxidase 12. Lineage: Eukaryota; Viridiplantae; Streptophyta; Magnoliopsida; Poales; Poaceae. The coding region runs from base 36 to 1169 and encodes 377 amino acids. Gene Ontology annotation, biological process: hydrogen peroxide catabolic process; response to oxidative stress. The transcript has a single exon. Gene Ontology annotation, molecular function: heme binding; peroxidase activity. The record is from RefSeq and is marked provisional.
CUUAGCUAUAGUAGCUACUACUGUAGUAGAUAUAUAUGGGUAUGGCUGCAACAAGGAGGACGAGAGCAAGCUCAGGUAAUAAUGUCCUCCUCCUGCUGGCCAUCGGCCUUGUGUUCUCCGCGGCAUCGACGACGACACCGGCUGUAGCAGCUGCGGCGUUGAACGGCAGCGACGACGACAUUGGUGCUGCUGCCAGGGCGGCGGGCCUGUCCGUGGACUUCCACGCGGCGUCGUGCCCGGACCUGGACGGCAUCGUGCGCUCCGCCGUUGAGGAGGCGCGGCGGUGGGACGCCCAGGUCACGGCGGGCCUCCUCCGCAUCUUCUUCCACGACUGCUUCCCGCAGGGCUGCGACGCGUCGAUCCUGCUGGGCAGGAACCAGGGCGGCAGCGAGCAGGACGCACCCCAGAACACGGGCCUGCAGCAGGCGGCGCUGGACCUCGUCGAGAGGAUCCGCGGCAGGGUGCACUCCCGCUGCGGCGCCUCCGUCUCCUGCGCCGACAUCCUGGCGCUCGCCACCAGCCACGCCGUCAACCAGGCCGGCGGCCCCUUCAUCCCUAUGGAGCUGGGCCGCAGCGACAGCAGGGGCCCCGCUCCAGGAUGGGCCGUCAACAGGCUCCCGCCCCCCACCGAUGGCGUCUCCGAGCUCCUCGGCAACUUCGGUAACAGGGGCCUCGAUGGCUCCGACGUCGUGGUGCUCUCCGGCGCGCACACCGUGGGCGUGGCGCGUUGCUCCUCGUUCCAGGACCGUAUCGACAAGAAGACCGGCAAGGAUAACUUCGAGUGGGGGCUCACCGGCUACUGCAACGGAGACAAGGAGAAGAAGCACGCGCUGGACCGUACGCCCUUCAACUUCGACAACAGCUACUUCGUGGAGCUGCAGAACGGCAGAGGGGUGCUCACCUCCGACCAGGCGCUCUACAGGGACGGCCGCACCAGGUGGCUCGUCGACCGCUGCGCCUCCAGCCAGGACGAAUUCUUCAAGCGCUUCGUGGAAUCCAUGCUCAAGCUCAGCAGGCUCAGGGGGGCCGAUCCGGGCCCAGUGCGCAACAACUGCUUCGUCCGCGCCAGCUUCGGCGCUAGUAGCGCUACCAAAGACGACCUUGUCAUUGACACCACCGCCGGAGACGGAGACGGAGACGAGGACCUUAUUCUUGCAGCAGCUGCAUGAUCGCUGCUGCUACAGUGUACUUACAUCCGAUCCGGCCGCUAUCAUAUCGUCGUCGUCGUCGAAUAAUUAAGCAGAUCAACAUGUUUGUUUAUUUGCUUAUUAGUUUCUAUUCCGCAGUCCGCACUAGCUAGCUAGCUGCUGUAGUACCUCUCGUAAUACAAUGCAUGCAUGUACCUUGCGUGUUUUAGCGUGGCACGCCUCCUUAAUUCACUCGGUAUUUCUUUGAUCAUGCAACAAAGCAUUUUGGCAAGGUGACAUUU